AUGGCAUCGGCAUCUUAUAAGAAACCUCGUCUUAGAGAUUUAGCUUUGCGCCGUUUGUUGUCUGUGGUGUUUGUUACCUUAUGUGGGGUUUUGAUAUUGAUAUUUCUACUUGGAUCAAAUUCAACUUUGAACAAUGAAACUAAGGAUUUAGAUAUUGUUGAUGAUGGUUCGAGAUACCGUCGCGAUUUGAAGUUUACGAAGGUGCAAACUCUUCCACAACAGAGUGAUUUGUCACUCAUAUUGGAGAAGUUGAAUUUGUUGCCUCCAAGAAACUUGGAUUUGUAUCCAAAUCUUGCUAAGGAUGCUAUCAUUGUUGUUUUGUAUGUUCAUAACCGGCCGCAGUAUCUCCGAAUAGUUGUGGAGAGUCUUUCUAAGGUUGUAGGGAUUAAUGAGACUUUGCUUAUUGUUAGUCAUGAUGGUUACUUUGAGGAAAUGAACAAGAUUAUUAGUGGUAUAAGGUUUUGUCAAGUGAAACAGAUAUAUGCUCCGUAUUCGCCUCAUUUGUUUCCGAAUAGUUUUCCUGGUGUAUCGGUUGGUGAUUGUAAGGAGAAAGAUGAUGCGGAAGGAAAACAUUGUAAGGGGAAUCCUGAUCAGUAUGGAAACCACAGGUCGCCGAAGAUUGUAUCGUUGAAGCAUCAUUGGUGGUGGAUGAUGAACACGGUAUGGGAUGGAUUGAACGAAACUAGAGUGCAUUCGGGUCAUAUUUUGUUUAUUGAAGAAGACCACUUCAUAUUUCCCAACGCGUAUCGUAAUCUUCAGAUACUAACUUCGUUGAAGCCUAUGAAAUGUCCUGAUUGUUACGCUGCGAAUUUAGCACCUUCUGAUGUGAACUCAAGAGGCGAGGAGUGGGAAAGUUUAAUCGCAGAGAGAAUGGGAAAUGUAGGGUACUCGUUCAAUCGAACGGUUUGGAAGAAAAUACACAAUAAAGCUAGUGAAUUUUGUUUCUUUGAUGAUUAUAAUUGGGAUAUCACAAUGUGGGCGACUGUUUAUCCCUCGUUUGGCAGUCCUGUCUACACGCUACGAGGCCCGAGGACUAGUGCCGUUCAUUUUGGGAAAUGCGGUUUGCAUCAGGGUCAAGGAGAGAAUAAGGCUUGUAUUGAUAACGGCGUGGCGAACAUUCAUGUAGAAGAGCCCGACAAGGUUGCUAACAUAGUUGCAGAUUGGAAUGUCCAUGUCUAUGAAAAUCAGCCGGGUUAUAAAGCCGGGUUUAAAGGUUGGGGAGGAUGGGGGGACGAUAGAGACCGUCACUUAUGCUUGAGUUUUGCCAACAUGCAUCACUCCUCCAAAGGAACUACAUCUCUCUUGUAA
Lathyrus sativus (Indian pea) is the source of this 1308-nucleotide messenger RNA. The record is from the annotation of a GenBank genome assembly. NCBI's taxonomy places the organism in Eukaryota, Viridiplantae, Streptophyta, Magnoliopsida, Fabales, Fabaceae.